AUGCAUCCUAUUCCCUUGUCGCUGCUUUGCGGCGCCCUGUUACCUUUUGUAACCGGAGCCAAUGCUCUACCCAAAGCCUCGCGUGCAGAGAAGCACUAUGCUAUCAUGGACAAUGAUUGGUACACAGCAGGCUUCGUACCAUACCUAAUUGCUCUCGACGGAGAUAUAGAGAUCCUCGGUCUUGCCUCAGACACAGCAAACAGCUGGCAACCCCAAGGCGCCCUUCACGCCGUAGCAACCCUAGAAGCCGGAAACCUAAGCUGCAUCCCCGUCUACCCCGGUGCAACAUACCCACUCAUCAAUACACCAGAACGUUUCCAGGCAUGGGAAACCAUUCACGGAAAACUGCCUUGGGAAGGCGCUUUCGCUCCGGAGAACAAGACCGCUGAGGCUGCUGGUAGCGAUCCUACCUCCGGUAACCCGAAUCGUAUAGUCAAAGCUGCGUUUAAGGAGGGAUACCCCAAGGGAAAGCCGGAAAACUCUACCUCUGCUGCGAACUUUAUGGUUGAGAUGGUGCAUAAAUAUCCUGGUCAGGUAUCUAUUUACUCUGCUGGAGCGUUGACUAAUGUUGCGCUGGCCGUUCGUAUGGAUCCUGAGUUUGCGUCGCUGGCUAAGGAUCUAGUUAUUAUGGGUGGGUAUGUGGAUUUAAAUAUGUUGAUGGCUACUGGAAGUAUCCUUCUCGCUGAUCUGCAGUCUGAUAUCAACCUCAUGAUCGACCCUGAAGCUUCGAAAAUCGCAUUGACGGCCGAUUUUCCCAACAUCACUAUUGCGGGCAACGUCGCGAACCAGGUUUUUCCUAGCCAGGAAUUUGCGGAUGAGGUUUACUCCGUCCCGAACCCGUAUAGCAAACUUUUCCACGAUUAUUAUGAUCUUUCUUUUCCAUUCUGGGAUGAGACUGCUGCGGCGCUUAUGGUUGAUCCGUCGCUUGCUACCAAUCAGACUUCAGUCUAUUUGGAUGUCGAUAUCUCAUACGGCAGUCCCAAUUAUGGCAAUAUCCAUGUGUACCAGGAGGCUCUUGCCCCUCGUGGCAUUCGGGAAGUCAACUAUGUUUUCCAGGUUGAUGCGGAUAGACUCAAGCAGCGGAUCAAGCAUGCGCUACAAUAUCCGAAGUCGUGUGCGGAUCUGUAG
This is a messenger RNA of Penicillium pulvis, 1128 nucleotides long. RefSeq lists its product as uncharacterized. The coding region runs from base 1 to 1128 and encodes 375 amino acids. Lineage: Eukaryota; Fungi; Ascomycota; Eurotiomycetes; Eurotiales; Aspergillaceae. The record is from RefSeq and is a predicted model, not a curated record. Gene Ontology annotation, molecular function: hydrolase activity, hydrolyzing N-glycosyl compounds. The transcript is spliced from 4 exons.